Suricata suricatta (meerkat) is the source of this 3352-nucleotide messenger RNA. It is a transcript of the gene SLC16A5, whose product is annotated as solute carrier family 16 member 5. Gene Ontology annotation, cellular component: membrane. The record is from RefSeq and is a predicted model, not a curated record. NCBI's taxonomy places the organism in Eukaryota, Metazoa, Chordata, Mammalia, Carnivora, Herpestidae. The coding region runs from base 599 to 1993 and encodes 464 amino acids. Gene Ontology annotation, molecular function: monocarboxylic acid transmembrane transporter activity. Gene Ontology annotation, biological process: monocarboxylic acid transport; transmembrane transport. The transcript has 8 exons.
CACCGGCGCCCUGCGGCCCGCCCCCCGAGGGCGCGGCUCUCCGUCUGUCGGCGUCUUGCCUCCUCCAUCGCCCGCCUGCCGGGCCGCUGGAAGCCGCGCGGCGGGAGUGGAGCCGCUUUUCUGCCGGGCCGCGCGAGCCGGCAGUGAUCAUGAUUCCUGGUGCUCAGCACGAAGGAGGAACCACUUCCCUGCUGGGGCAGAGCUGGAGUCGGAGCACCCAGCCCCAUCUCUUCUCUGCUCAGCUUGACUCUCCUGGAAUGGACCUGCCUGCCAGGAAGCCAGGUCACCCCUCGUCCUGGCCUUGCCUGCCUCCCGGGGAACACAGGACCUGGGGCUAAAAGGAAGACGACUUUGUGAAGUGGAGCUCAGGGGAUCCAUUGGCUUCACUGGGGUGAAGGCUGCCAGAGUGCUCGUGAGGUCUGAAGGCCACGGGCAACCAGGGAGCAGGAGGAGAGCCCAGACAGAAGCAACUACUGAGUGCUUGCUGUGUGCGGGAGGGGACCCCGAGACUGGGCCAGGAAGUACCACCUGCCGACCACCAAAUGAUGUGGCCCAGGCAGUGGCGGUGAGGCGGUGACAGCAGCAUUUGUGAAAAAGGAUGCCCCAGGGCCUGGAGCGUGCGGAGGGCUGCUGGGCCUGGGUAGUGCUGCUGGCCUCCCUGGUGACCCAGGGCCUCACCCUGGGCUUCCCCACAUGCAUGGGCAUCUUCUUCACUGAACUGCAGCAUGAGUUCCAGGCCAGCAACAGUGAGACCUCCUGGUUCCCCUCCAUCCUGACAGCGAUGCUCCAUACUGGGGGACCCCUGUGCAGCAUCCUGGUGGGACGCUUUGGCUGCAGAGUGGCCGUGAUGCUGGGGGGCGCCCUGGCCAGCCUGGGCAUGGUGGCCGGCUCCUUCUGCCGCAGCCUUAGCCAGCUCUACCUCACGGCAGGAUUCAUCACAGGCCUGGGCAUGUGCUUCAGCUUCCAGUCGAGCAUCACGGUGCUGGGCUUCUACUUCUCUCGCCAUCGGGCACUGGCCAACGCGCUGGCUUCAGUGGGCGUCUCGCUGGGCAUCACGCUCUGGCCACUGCUCUCCCGCUACCUCCUGGAGCACCUGGGCUGGAGAGGCACUUUCCUCAUCUUUGGCGGAGUCUUCCUCCACUGCUGUGUCUGCGGGGCCAUCAUGAGGCCCGUGGCCCCCAGCGCAGCCCCUGCCACCACAGAAGGCCCCCCUCCGCCUUCCAAGACACCUGGCUGCCUGGCAGCAUGUGGCGCGGCCAUCCAGCGCCACCUGGCUUUUGACAUCCUGCGGCACAAUGCAGGCUACCGAGUGUUCACGCUGGGCGUUAUGUGGAUGAUCCUGGGCUUCCCGCUGCCUCACGUCUUCCUGGUGCCGUAUGCCAUGCGGCACGGGGUGGAUGAGCACAAGGCAGCCCUGCUCAUCUCCAUCAUUGGCUUUAGCAACAUCUUCCUGCGGCCCAUGGCUGGGCUGCUGGCAGGCCGCCCGGACUUUGCCAGCCACCGAAAGUACCUGUUCAGCCUGGCAGCCCUGCUCAACGGCCUCACCAACCUUGUGUGUGCAGUGUCGGCAGACUUCCGGGUGUUGGUGGUCUACUGCUUGGUGUACAGCGUGUCCUUGAGUGGCAUUGGUGCCCUCCUCUUCCAGGUGCUCAUGGACAUUGUGCCCAUGGAUCGGUUCUCCAGUGCCCUGGGCCUCUUCACCAUCCUGGAGGGCAUCUCUAUCCUCAUCUCCCCGCCACUGGCUGGGCUCCUCCUGGACGCCACCAACAACUUUAGCUACGUCUUCUACAUGUCAAGCUUCUUCCUCAUAACAGCUGCCCUCUUCAUGGGUGGCAGCUUCUGUGUCCUGCAGAAGAAGGAGAGGCGAGGCAGGCUGGCCGAGGCCGAAAGGGCCAUUCUAGAGGCUGCCUCAGAGCGAGGCCUCACGGUGGAAGACUCCCAUGGCUCCAAGAAGCAGGUGUACACCGAGAUCACAUAUGUGACCAGCGUCUGAGCCCCGGGAUCAUGUGCGUGACCAGCGGCUGAGCCCUCAAGGUCUUGUGUGUGACCAGCGGCUGAGCCUCGUGAUUGGUGAGUGACCAUGGCCUCAGCCCAGGGAUGUGGUAUCCUGCUGCCACAGGCUGAGGUGAAGGGCUGCCCAGGAAGCCUGAACCAAAAGCCAUCCAGGCUCUGCACAUUGGGACUCAGCCAGGAGCUGGGACUUUGGAGGCUGGCCCCCAAAGACUCAGGGUUCUUUCCAACCAGCAGAAUCCAGGAGCGGGUCCUCCUGACCUUUCUCAGUGGGUACCAGAGCGAGUCUAAACCGUCCUCAGCUCAGCUGGCUGCCCAGUCCUGCUGCUGCAACUCAGCACACUAGACCCUCCAGCCUAGCCUGGAUGUCUGAUGUGAUCUCUUUGUCCUUCUCUGGCCUCCAGACUGUUCCAAAGAGCCCACCCUACCUCUGAAGCCCUCCUGCCCCAUUUCUUCCCAAGUGCCCCAGCCUUUGCCUUAGGGCUACCCACAGCACAGGGUCCUGGGGCUCAUGCUUACUGAAACCUUGGGAAGAAGAAACUCAUGUGCUAAUGAGUUAUGGCCGAUAGCGGAGAGCCAGGCUGAGGGGUUGGCCUGGACGCAGGCUCUGGACAGACGAAAUGUUGGGCAGAAGAGCCAGCCUGGUGUCUGAGCAAAGAACAGAGGGGAGCCCUUCCUUGGCUUGAGUCCUAGAAUCAGUGAAAUAUGAGGGGUUCCCUGCACACUGAGCAGGGCCUGCUCUAGGGUCUCCCUCUCUUGCCCUCUCCUUCCCCCCUACCCCCAAAUCUUGGCCAUGAAGAUUAGCACUGGGGUAGGGGGAAGGCUGACAUUUGACUGAGCAGGGGAGGGGAAGGAUUGCCAGGCGGGGCCCUGUGAAGACGGGGCUGCUUUUGCAACAGAAGCCCCUUUACUCCCCUCCUGGCCUAUUCUCUGUACUGCGACAGAGGUGUCCACCCCGCUCCCCGUUGGCCUGUGCCUGUGGCACAGAAGUCAGUGCUCCCCACGCACACAUUCUUUUUUUGCUGGUACCAGUUCCUGAGGUCAUCACUUGGGGGCUAGCUGUCAUCAGUCCAAACUUGUCCCAGCAGGGUACUAGCCGAGGCAAUGGGAAAACAGAGUUUGUUUGAAUUACACACAAAAACGUUCCUGCAGUAGGUUAUUAUAACUUCCGUGAACCAAAGAAGCUGGAGAACAGGCUGUAAGUCACACACCCCCCCCUUCGGUUCUCCCUGCUCAGCAGGGGGUCCGCUCUGACCCAAGUCCUUGUUUGUUGACUCAGGCUCAACCAGGCUCCAACAAAGAAAGCCUUAUCUGGAAAAUAAAUUUUAUUUUCGUGACCUGA